AUGGCAUCUAAACGACCAUACGAUAAAUCUUCCAAUGCUGAUGAGGAAAAUAUGGAUUCUCCAUUAGGACCUCGUACUUUUGGAAUACCUAGGAAACGAAUUAACACUGGUAGUAGCCGAGAUCGUUUUCCUCUUGCAAAUCAUAACUUUUUUGGUUCAACGUUUUAUAGUGUAAAUUCAAUCAGUUUUACGGAGAGUAAUCCUGAAGAAUCAAUUACAAGUGAAAUUUUAUCAUUAGAUGAUGAUAUAUCUCCACCUUCAUAUGGCAAAUUAAAUAAUUCUUCUGUUACCACUUUGGAUAAAGAUGUCUCGGAUGUCGUUGAAAAUUUGAUACAGAAUGUUUCAACUUUAAAUAGUUGUAGUAAUUCUACAAAUUCAGAAUUCAAAUUACUUUCCUUUCCUCGUAAUUAUGGGGAAUCAAAUUUUUUCCUUUUUGACAAUAAGGAGGUUAAUCAGGUUUCUCAGUUAUCUUUUGAUGAAAAAGAAGAGAAAGUAUAUGAUUUGUUUGAAAAAGUUGGCAAAACAAAUUUAGAACUACAAAACGACAACAAAAAAGAUGAUGGAAAAAUUGACGAACAUUCUGACAAAUCCAACUUACUUUUCUACCAAUUUGAAGAAAAAAAGGAUAGUCAAGAUAAUAGUAAUUUGUUGUUAGAAGUUGCUAAAAAUGAACGGGAUCAGGCAACUUAUAAAUUCCAUGAAAAAGAGAAACUUUUUAUGAAAGAAAAGGAAAAUUAUGAGAUUAAAAUUUCAAUGCUAAAUAAUUAUAUUGAAGAGCUUAAGAAGAAUCUUUUAGAAAGUAACAAUCAAGUUGAAAAUUUAAAAAAGAUAAAUAUGGAAUAUGAAAAUGUCUAUGAAGAGUUAAACAAAAAAACCACCGAUUUUGGAAAAGCAUUGAAUCAUUUAGAAACUUUAAAUGCAUGUGUAAUAAUGCAUCAAGAAAGUUUUUCUGAAAAGGUACAAUACAUUAAAGCUAUUUCACAUAAUUUUGAUGAGUGUCAAAAAAAGCUUUCCUCUAUUAAGAAUAACAUUUCUGAAAAAGAAAAAAUUGUUAGAAUAUCGGGAGAAAGUAUUAUUAAUUUAGAUCAUGGGAAAGAAAACUUAUUAUUUAAUGAAGAUUGUCUUACAAAUGAUGACAAAGAAAUUCUUAAACAUGAUCAAGAAUUCAAUAAGUUGAAUAUCCAACUUUGUAAAGAAAUUUCAUCACUAAAAUCUCAACUACAAAUAAUAAGUAAAAAAAUUAGUGAUAGUGAAAUUAAGCAAAAAAAACUAUUUAACGAGUCAGAAGAGUGUAUCGUCAAUAGAACAACUAGUUUAGUUGAACCUUCUCAAUAUUUUUUAAAUGACUCAGUUAAAACAACUAUUUCUGAAGUUAUUGGUGAAUUGGAAGAAGACUAUUAUUGUAAUUCACAGGCAUUAGAAGAAGUUGAAGGAAAAAUAAAAAAUAGCAGUUAUUUCUCGGACAAAUAA
Molecule: messenger RNA, 1470 nt
Organism: Strongyloides ratti
Lineage: Eukaryota; Metazoa; Nematoda; Chromadorea; Rhabditida; Strongyloididae
Exons: 2
Coding region: 1-1470 (489 amino acids)
Source: RefSeq, a predicted model, not a curated record